AUCAUUCUAGACAUGGCCUCCAACCUGGGCAUGUACAUUUACAUAUAAUUAUUGCUUGCUCGUACUUGGAGCCUCUAUAUUUCCCAGACCACAUUCAUGGUGUUCGAAAUCGCAGCCCCAGACGCGAUUACGCAAUGGUCCGACCUUACGACCCGACCUUGACGGAAACCGCAGUCCGAGUAGACCCUCGAGACUCGAGGGAAUACGCCGGCAACCAAGAAGCGUCUCCCCUCUAUGACAUAUGCCACCACCCGGAGAAGUACACUAACGUGCGGUAUUUCGAUCGGGAGAUGGUUGUGCUCGACGAUGCGAACGCAAAGUCACCCGACCACGUCAUCCUCAUGCCGCGAGACACGUCAAUCAAAGAGAUGGCCUGCUUGAAGACCAAACACCUUCCGCUGCUGUAUCGAUUCCGCGACCAAGCGCACAGGGAGAUCGAGCGCAUGAUGCGGGUCGAUCCCGGGAGGAUCCCGAUGUUUCGGGUCGGCUUCCACACGAUACCCAGCCUCUUCCCCCUCCACUGCCACGUGCACGACUGCUCCCUCAGCACCGACAAGAUGUUCCAUGCCCGGCACUGGAAGGUCAACUUCUCCAACAUGUUCGUCGCCUUGGACAGGGUCAUCGAGGAGAUCGAACGGACCGGGCGGAUCGAGGUGGAUGCCGACGCCUACAGGCACGACUGGCGGACCAGGCCGAUCCGCUGCCCGGUGUGUCCCGGCCGGCAACCCCAGUGGGAGGCCGACAUCACCGAGCUCGCCGCCCACUGGCGCCGACACGUCGACGAGUGGAAGUCCGGCCGGGCCCCGCUCCCGCCCAACGUCACGCCGGCAAGGCUUUGGGAGCCGUCGUACCCGGUCAUCUUGACCACCCGGAGGCGCUCCGGCUUCCUGGGUCUCCUCGGCGAUGAGCUGGACCACUUGAAGGCAGAGUUCCCGGGGCUCGAGAUCCACUCCUACUACACAGACGAGUGGCCACGGAUCCCCAAGUACGUGCUCGACAAGACCACCGUCUACCUCUCGGCGGCUGAGCUGCCGCCGCCCGGGUACAGCCUCCCGCGGCUCGAAUGGGUCCACCUCGGCUCCUCGGGGCUCGACCUGCUCGCGGCGCACCCGUACAACACCCACCACCAUCGCGGCCUCCGCGUGACCUCGAGCACGGGCUCCGGCUCCGAGGCCGUCGCCGAGUGGGUGCUGAUGAACACCAUGUUCCUGACCCGCCGCAUGGGCGCCGCGCUCCGGAACCAGGCCGGGCGCGAGUGGGCGCCUCGGGCGCUGACGGGCUUCCGGACCAUCAGCCAGCUGUCGGUCGGCAUCGUCGGCUUCGGCUCCAUCGGCCGGCACGUCGCCGAGCGCUUCCUCGCCCUGGGCGCCAGGAAGGUCACCGCCGUCAACACGACCGGCCCGCCCCUGUCGUCGUCGUCAUCAUCCUCCCCCUGUGGCUACUCGCGGCUGGGCGAGGUGACGGUCCUUCCUCUCCUCCAACGAGGGGGAGAUGGAAAGCCCGAAGCAAGAGGUGGUGGCGGCGACGACGACGACGAAAAGGACGGCCUGCGUGAGUUCCUCCGCGACCAGGACGUCCUCGUCCUGGCCGCCCCGCUCACGCCGGAGACGCGCGGGCUGAUCGGCGGGGCCGAGCUGGCGGCGCUGCCCCUGGGCGCCGUCGUGCUCAACGUCGCGCGCGGGCCCCUGCUGGACGAGCGCGCCCUGGCCGAGCGCCUCCGGAGCGGGCACCUGGCCGGGGCGGCCAUCGACGUGGCCGACCAGGAGCCCCUGGAUGCGGCGAGUCCCCUCUGGGACGUGCCGAAUCUCGUCAUCACCCCCCACGUAUCCGCUUUCCACAGCAAGUACAACCAAAACAUGCUCGCCAUCUUUGAACACAACUUGCGAGCUCACCUCUGCCACAGGCCGGUAACGGAAAUGAGGAAUGUGGUUCAGCUGCCAGUGCCAUCCGAGCCGUCGCCGCUAGGCUCGAAAUCAAACGCGGCCCCGAAACGACCAACCAAGACCGCGUAUGCUGUCAAAGAGAGCAGCAGCAAAAACUAGAGCAGCGGCGGCGGCAAGUUGAUUGGUUAAUUAUGGCAUCAUAACGGGACAUGUACCCUGAAAAGAUUGGAAUUUGGCGGAGUCAGUGGGAAGCGCUGACCCCAAAGACAGACACCAAAGGUGUUACAGCUCAGCCGCCAUCUUUCUUUCCCUCUUCUCGAUUUUGGGGGA
Thermothelomyces thermophilus ATCC 42464 is the source of this 2213-nucleotide messenger RNA. RefSeq lists its product as uncharacterized. The coding region runs from base 135 to 2042 and encodes 635 amino acids. Gene Ontology annotation, molecular function: NAD binding. The transcript is spliced from 3 exons. NCBI's taxonomy places the organism in Eukaryota, Fungi, Ascomycota, Sordariomycetes, Sordariales, Chaetomiaceae. The record is from RefSeq and is a predicted model, not a curated record.